GCCGACGCCCCCGCACAAACACCCAACGUCCCUUGCCGAGGAUGCCCAAAAAUCCUCCCCCUCGGCGUGGCGGAGCCCCGAAGAAGCCAGUCCCGCCCGAAGAAGAUGGCAGCUUCAUCAUCUUCGGCAACGGCAAGGAUAAGAAGGGAAAGGGAAAGGCCACGGCUGGGGAAGCCGAAGAAGGCCCCAAAAGACCAGACACCAGGUCGUUGAUCGGAGGCGCAUCAUGGACCGGCAAACUCCCCGUCAACCUGCUUAAUGAGCACUGCCAAAAGCAGAAGUGGGGGAAGCCAGACUAUCGCAUGCAUCGGGAAGGCGACGCAUACGCCUCGCACGUCGUGCUUUCCAAAACGAACCCCAAGACCCGAGAGACAGUCACUCUCCCCCCCUUCAAGAUCCCUCCCGAGCUCGUCGAUUUCGCCAAGCAGCCUUCAGCCGUCGAGGCCCGCCAUUUUGCUGCGGCUUAUACCCUUUUCCGCGUCGCUAGCGGGAAGAAUCUGCACAUGAUGAUGCCUCCCACAUACAAGGAUCUUUGGAAGGGAGAGUUUACGGCGGUGAAGAAGAGCGACGAGAAGGAUGGGAGGGGCUGGUUGUACGAGGCAGAUCCCUUCCUUGCCUUCCAAGAGCGAGAGAAGGCGAAGGAAUUAGCGGUCAAAGAACGAGAGAAGAAACAGAAAGCGCGGGAGCAAGCGCAGAAAGAUAUUCAACCCGGUAUGCCGGUUCCAGCACCCGGCGGUCAAUAUGGAGCCAACGGAAAUCGCAUGAAGGGGUGGGCAAGGGUCCCGAAGAUCGAGCUUGGGAAGCGGAUGAGGAAGGAUGUCGAACGGUUAAUCCGGCGCGAUGCUAUCUGGAAUCCUCACAACGUUCGAAUGGACCAACAAACUCGAUCGAAGAUCGUGGCCGCGGUGACCAACCUGGGGUUUCGGCAGAGCCAUGUCGAAGAAGCGGCCGGCAUCUGCAAAGACCAGGAAGAGAUGUUGGAAUGGCUUCUCAUCCAUGUGCCCGAGGAUGACCUUCCCGCUUGGAGCCUUCCCGAAGGAUAUGUAGCAGGCGUGAGCAUGGCAAGUUCAAAUCUUAAGAGGGAAGGUGCGAUUAAGCGUCUUGCUGCCGCCGGCUUCGCUGCUGAACUUUGCGAAGAGGCAUAUGAUGGUCAGGCUGGCGACGAAGCAAAGGCAGCUGCCUUCUUGCAGUCUCGUCUGCUUCGGCCUAAUGACGAAGAGAAGGACAUUGCCCAAGAAAUCGCGGACCUCGCCCUUGCCGGUAGGCUAGAUGAGGUAGAUUUGUGGGAUGAAGAGCAGACAUCACUGGAAGCCAUUUACGACAAGCGCUUUGAGAGACCCUCUCCUUUGGUAUGCCGCAUUCGGCUGGACCGUACACCAUCAGGGAAAUCAAUCGUCCUUCAAGCAAGGAAACCUUUCGGCCCUUACCCUUCGGUGCUUCCUAUUAUCACAGUUGACGCCCCUUUGCCUACUUACAUCCGACUAAGUAUUAUAAGGCAAGCCCUCCUUCACGCCGAGACAAAUCUUACUGGAACACCCAUGCUUUUCGAUAUAGUAGACUGGCUAGAGCAAAAUAUUCCUUCCAUUAUCGAACGCCCGGGACGAUUGACAGAUGUAUCAUCUGGUGUAUCCGCAGCAGAUCAUAGCAGCUUUAGGAAACGCCUUCACGAAAUACCCAAGAGCCGCUUUCGAAUGCCCAUCGAGUGGCGGCCAGGAUCAGCGAUGAGUCAGAAGGCACUCUCUCAAUGGCAGGCAAAACAAGGAAGCGCUGCACAGCAAAAGAUGCUGAAGGUUCGGCAAACUCUCCCAGCAUGGCGACUUCGACAUGAAAUUGUGCAAACUGUCAGCCAGUGUCAGGUUUGCAUCAUCUCCGGCGAAACGGGAUCAGGAAAAUCAACACAGUCCGUUCAAUUCAUCCUCGAUGACUUGAUUCAGGGACAGCUUGGCGAGGCCGCAAACAUCAUCUGCACUCAGCCUCGAAGAAUAUCAGCUUUGGGUCUUGCAGAUCGCGUCGCCGAUGAGAGGUGCUCGAGAGUUGGAGAGGAAGUCGGCUAUACCAUCCGUGGGGAGUCAAAACAGAAACCAGGUGUCACCAAGAUCACCUUCGUAACAACUGGUGUCUUAUUAAGGCGGCUACAGACUUCUGGUGGUAACUCUGAUGACGUGGUUGCUGCACUUGAUGAUGUCAGCCAUGUAGUCGUCGAUGAAGUGCACGAGCGCAGCUUAGAUACAGACUUUCUUCUAGUCCUGCUUCGUGAUAUUCUACGCCGACGGACAGAUCUCAAGGUCAUUCUAAUGAGCGCCACGCUUGAUGCCGAUGUCUUCGAGGCAUACUUUAGCGAUGUCGGUCCCGUCGGGCGGAUCGAGAUCGCGGGUAGAACAUAUCCUGUGGAAGAUUUUUACCUCGAUGAUAUUGUUCGCUUCACUGGCUUUGGCGGCAACAGGAACGACGAUUUUGGAGAUGAAGAGGACGACAAGUCGCUUGGCACCGCACUUCGUAGUGUGGGCAUGAAGAUCAAUUACGAUUUGAUCGCAGAGAUGGUUCGAUACCUUGAUGCUGUCCAGCUCGGUUCCGAAGAAGGGGGGAUUUUGAUAUUUCUUCCAGGGACAAUGGAGAUAGAUCGCACGUUGCAGGCACUUCGUCAUUUCCCCAACCUUCACGCUCUUCCACUUCAUGCCUCUCUCCUCCCUGUAGAGCAGAAGCGCGUAUUCCCUCCCGCACCAGCCGGGAAACGGAAGGUCAUUGCCGCAACCAAUGUCGCCGAGACGUCCAUCACAAUCGAAGAUAUUGUUGCUGUCAUCGAUACAGGCCGAGUUAAAGAAACUAGCUUCGACCCUCAAAACAACAUGGUCCGACUUGCAGAGACCUGGGCUUCUAGAGCAGCAUGCAAGCAACGUCGAGGUCGCGCGGGUCGGGUACGCGCUGGACAGUGUUACAAGCUAUACACACGGAAUGCAGAGGCUAAGAUGAUGGAACGCUCAGAUCCUGAAAUCAGAAGAGUACCGCUUGAACAACUUUGCCUGUCUGUAAAAGCAAUGGGUGUUCAAGACGUCUCUGCCUUCCUAGCUGGCGCACUCACCCCUCCUGAGAACACAGCAGUUGAAGGCGCCAUCAAACUCCUCGAUCAAAUCGGGGCCAUUGAUGACAAUGAACUCACCGCCCUUGGAAGACACCUAUCUAUGAUCCCAGCAGAUUUGCGCUGCAGCAAACUCCUCGUCUAUGGCGCGACCUUCGGCUGUUUGGAGGCCGCUCUAACAAUCGCCUCCGUGCUUACAAGCCGAAGCCCCUUCGUCAAUCCCCGUGAGCGGGAUGACGAAACCCGCAAUGAAUACAACCGCAUUCGCGCAUCAUUCUCUCUGAACCAAGGUGACCUCCUCGUCGACCUACGAGCAUUUGAGCAAUGGUCUACAUUGCGAAGCAAAGGUAUACCAACCCGUGAUCUCCGAGCCUGGUGUUCAGAAAACCGUCUUUCGUCCCAGAGCCUAUUUGACAUCGCCUCGAAUCGCUCACAAUAUCUCUCCUCGCUUAAAGAAAUAUCUUUCAUCCCAGCCACCUAUUCCUCUUCUAAUUCCUCCAUCCACGAUAUCUACAACUCCCAUAAUUGUAACGACGCGCUAAUCCGUGCCCUCAUUGCCGGCUCAUUCUCACCUCAAAUCGCUCGUAUCCAACUUCCGGAAAAGAAAUUCGCAGCCGGGAUCGCAGGCGCCGUAGAACUCGAUCCAGAAGCUCGAACGAUCAAAUACUUCAACCAAGAAAACGGCCGUGUCUUUGUGCAUCCUACUUCGACGCUCUUUGACGCACAGACUUUCCCAAGAAACGCCAGCUUCGUCGCAUAUUUUAACAAAAUGGCGACCUCGAAGGUCUUUAUUCGUGAUAUCACACCGUUUAAUUCUUAUUCCUUGCUUAUGUUUGCGGGAGCGAUUGCGGUGGAUACGUUAGGGAGGGGCUUGGUGGUGGAUGAAUGGAUUAGGCUACGAGGCUGGGCAAGAAUUGGUGUUCUAGUUAGUAGGUUGCGGGGUAUGUUGGAUGGGGUGUUGGAGAGGAAGGUUAGGGAGCCAGGGUGGGUGGUUAGUGGACGAGAGGGUGAGGUUGUGAGGGUCGUAAGGGGGUUGGUUGAGAGGGACGGGUUGGAUAACUAGAACACU
Molecule: messenger RNA, 4145 nt
Organism: Lindgomyces ingoldianus
Lineage: Eukaryota; Fungi; Ascomycota; Dothideomycetes; Pleosporales; Lindgomycetaceae
Product: P-loop containing nucleoside triphosphate hydrolase protein
Exons: 3
Coding region: 42-4139 (1365 amino acids)
Cellular component (GO): intracellular anatomical structure
Molecular function (GO): RNA binding; protein binding; ATP binding
Source: RefSeq, a predicted model, not a curated record